AAACCAAGGAACCUUUAGGUUGAUACAGUAGUAGACUUUAAGAAAACCAAGAGAGAUCCCAUCGAUUUUUCAUUGACAACUUUGGAAGCGUCAUCUCCGAUUGGUCGUUGCCAAGGCAACGGGCUGCGUCAAAUAUUCAUUAAUUCCGUGUGGCUCUUCCUCCAUGCGGCAGAACCCUGUGGUUGUAUUACUGUGAUACUGUUAACGAAUCGCGCUAACCUGCACGUAGCGAGGACUAUAUAAUCUCUGGCUGUAUUCGAAACAUCUGUUUGUCAGUUGAAGUCACAAGAUUACCUUUAUCUCGGAUUAUUAUUGUGGCCAAUCGGUUUCAAGUCACUGAGGACAGCCCAAUGGCCUUGGUGGUCGUCAGUCUAGUGUUGGGACUCUGCAUGGGGGGCCUUGCAGCCCCUGCCCCCAACACGUCCAAGCAGAUCGACCUACUCAUGCCCCACGUACAGCCUAAAGUUCCGGACACGUACCUCUGUCACGGAAUGAAGCUGAAUUCUUCGGAGACAUACAUAACUGGCUUCAUCCCCAACGCCAACAUGAACAUCGCCCAUCACAUGCUGCUGUAUGGGUGUAUGGAACCAGGGAUGAAGAAGCCGGUCUGGAAUUGUGGCGAGAUGGCCGCCAGCUCCUCGGAGUUUGAUAUGGCUCCAACCUGUGCGUCUGGACCGAAGAUCCUGUACGCCUGGGCAAUGGACGCUCCAAGCCUGACUCUACCUAAAGAUGUGGCGUUCGCUGUUGGAGGCAAGACGGACAUCAAGUACCUAGUGCUGCAAGUCCAUUACAAGAAUGUCACCACCUUUCUCCCCCCACAGAACAACAAGGACGCAUCUGGUUUGAACCUCAUAACGCAGAAAACCAAGUUGCCGCGUCGUGCUGGUGUCUAUCUGAUGGGCACUGGGGGCAAGAUCAAGCCCAAGUCUACCGUGUACAUGGAGACUGCCUGCAAGUUCAGGGACGACCUGACGAUCCACCCCUUCGCCUUCAGGACGCACACUCACGGGCUGGGACGGGUUGUGUCCGGUUACCGAAUCCGCGACGGCAAGUGGACUGAAAUUGGCCGGAUGAGUCCCCAAAAACCACAGAUGUUUUACGAUGCAACCACCCCCAACAUGACCGUCGAACCAGGCGAUAUUCUCGCUGCCAGAUGUACAAUGGUCAACGACAAGGACACCACAGUCAAUAUAGGAGCCACCCAGAACGACGAGAUGUGCAACUUCUACAUCAUGUACUACGUGGAAGGCAAGGACAUCAUGAAUGAAAACUACUGCUUCACUUCUGGACCACCGAACUAUUCGUGGGAGGACUUCCGGGAGGGUGACCUUGCACUUGGGGACAUGCCGGACACUGUAAGCUCCGUCCCAGGGUCCUCGGAACCUCUGGAAGAAGGCAAGGAUGAAAUGGGGGAAUAUCUGGAGUCCAUCUUGGAUAAUCUCCAGCCCCGUGAGUUGGAGGCGCUAUACGAGGAGAUGGCUGGGGAAGGGGACAAGAAUGAUGUGAACGGUUAUUAUUAUGGGGGUUAUUAGAGAGAGGUUGGGGAUUGCCCAUACGGGAAAGGGGAGAUAAUUGGGAAUACAUUGUACUAUCUCCCUCUCCAUAAUUCUGUGAGCUUCUGUAAAACAAUGGAAAAUCUACAAUGGGGUUAGAAAGAUCAACAUUUUUAGGAAAUUUGAGACACUUCACAUAUGCAGAGGGAGAUACUGCACUGGGUUUAUCAAAGAUAGAGACUGUUUAUGAAUAUAAGAAUACAUUUGAAGGGCAAUAUGCUGCUGCUUUUGGUAAAGCAUAUAAAGUAGUACAAUCGGUUGUUAUUGUGUAUAUCGUAGAUAAAUACCUAUAUACAUUCCUGCCAGUGCUUGUGACGCAUCUUUAUGUACACACCCAUAUCGGGUCGUCUUUCAGUCUCCGAUAUUUAAUUUACUACUUUUCACCCAAUGCCAACUCUCAGUGAAUACAAUUUCCUCUCGAGUGAACAGAAAAUGUCUUCUAUAAUGAUAGCUUCCAAGAAAGGCUCAGGAAGCCUUCCUGAAAAUGGCCUGCCGAAAUCUAUCCAAAGCUGCUUUAGUAAUGUACUAUGUCAUUCAUUUCGCCAUAUCCUCUUUCCCCCGUAGUGUAUAGUACGUGUUUUUCAAAGCAGCUUGUGUUCCCCACCCACCGGUGUACUUGUGGUAGUUUAGUAAGGCAACUGUUGUUUCUGACACACGCCUGUGAUGGUCUUGUAUUGUUCUUGUUGCACGGACACAACAGAGUACAUUCUCAUAAAGUAGACAUUUCAGAGAUAAUCCAACUCACAUGAAAAGUUCGGCCAUUGUCUGCACAUCCACAGAAGUCAGCAUCAACAUGUAAAUAGAGUGUUAUCUGUCGGUUUUCUGAAGACGCUUCUGGAACAGUGUGUAUUGUAACUAAGUCACACACUCUGUAUUGCUCAAUAUGUGCCAUUCGUAAGUUUCCUUUCGUAGAGUUGUGUGAAGUCCUGUCUAGUUGUGUCAUGGUGCUGUAGAUAUAUAUCAAAUCACUAUUAUAUACUUAAUUCAAAGACAUGCACAGAGAAAUAUAUUUAUUUUCAAAAAGACGGGUCUGUCAAUAUGAAUGUACAGUAUUGAUUUAACGUUUAUUGUUAUUCUAAGGUUAAACAAUAUAGUUCAACCUCGUUAAUCAGGACUAAGUUGAUCCAGCUUCCCGGAGCAUUACUGGAACCUCUAUGUACCAGUACGUCCAUCCGUGUGAUUUCCCUGACAAUGAAUCCGUCCCGAAUAACGAGGUUUCAUUAUAUACUGCAAGACAAAUUGGGUGUGCUCUGAGUAUUGCAUUUCUACACGUUUAACAUUUCACCAAUGAAUAUAACUAUCCUGAAAAGGUGAAUUUGGAGAGAGAAAACAUUAAUCUUAAGUCGGAUUUCGACAUCCGUUUUGAAAUGCAAUAGUCACUGGAAACAUUAUUCCUAAUUUUCGAAUAAAUGAUUUCGGCCAUUGGAAA
Haliotis rubra (blacklip abalone) is the source of this 2982-nucleotide messenger RNA. Its product is annotated as probable peptidylglycine alpha-hydroxylating monooxygenase 1. Gene Ontology annotation, biological process: peptide metabolic process. Gene Ontology annotation, molecular function: peptidylglycine monooxygenase activity; copper ion binding. The transcript is spliced from 13 exons. The record is from RefSeq and is a predicted model, not a curated record. Bases 351 to 1532 code for a protein of 393 amino acids. NCBI's taxonomy places the organism in Eukaryota, Metazoa, Mollusca, Gastropoda, Lepetellida, Haliotidae. Gene Ontology annotation, cellular component: extracellular region; membrane.